AGGAGCGGCGGUGGUUGUGGCUGUCGCGGGGCUGCGAGCUGUGAGCCGGCUCCGGGCUCCGGGUAAGCGAAGCGACGUGUAGUGCUGAACUCACCGCUCGCCACGGAGCCAUGGAAAUCGGCACCGAGAUAAGCCGCAAGAUCCGGAGUGCCAUUAAGGGGAAAUUGCAAGAAUUAGGAGCUUAUGUUGAUGAAGAACUUCCUGAUUACAUUAUGGUGAUGGUGGCCAACAAGAAAAGUCAGGACCAAAUGACAGAGGACCUGUCCCUGUUUCUAGGGAACAACACAAUUCGAUUCACCGUAUGGCUUCAUGGUGUAUUAGAUAAACUUCGCUCCGUUACAACUGACCCUUCUAGUCUAAAGUCUUCUGAUACCAACAUUUUUGAUAGUAACGUGCCUUCCAACAAGAGCAGUUUCAGUCGGGGAGAUGAGAGAAGGCACGAAGCUGCAGUGCUACCCCUUGCAGUUUCUAGCACUAGACCUGAAAAAAGAGAUUCCAGAGUUUCUGCAAGUUCACAGGAGCAGAAAACCACUAAUGUCAGACAGACUUAUGACGAUGGAGCUGCAACCCGAUUAAUGUCAACAGUGAAACCUCUGAGGGAGCCAGCACCCUCUGAAGAUGUGAUUGAUAUUAAGCCAGAACCAGAUGAUCUCAUUGAUGAAGACCUCAAUUUUGUUCAGGAGAAUCCCUUAUCUCAGAAAAAACCUACAGUGACACUUACAUAUGGUUCUUCUCGCCCUUCUAUUGAAAUUUAUCGACCACCUGCAAGUCGAACUGCAGAUACUGGGGUACAUUUAAACAGGUUGCAAUUUCAACAGCAGCAAAACAGUAUUCAUGCUGGCAAGCAACUUGACGUACAGAACAGCCGAAUAUAUGAAGCAGGACGUUUGUGUGAACCCGAAGUGCUUAGCAGUUUAGAAGAGACUUACAGCCCCUUCUUCAGGAACAGCUCGGAAAAAAUGAGUAUUGAGGAAGAAAACUUUCGGAAGAGAAAGUUGCCUGUGGUAAGUUCAGUUGUUAAAGUAAAAAAAUUCAAUCAUGAUGGAGAGGAGGAGGAGGAAGAUGAAGACUGUGGGUCCCGUACAGGAAGCAUCUCCAGCAGUGUGUCAGUGCCAGCAAAGCCUGAGAGGAGACCUUCACUUCCACCUUCUAAACAGGCUAACAAGAAUCUGAUUUUGAAGGCUAUAUCAGAAGCUCAAGAAUCUGUAACAAAAACAACUAACUAUUCUACAGUCUCACAGAAACAGACACUUCCAGUUGCUCCCCGAACUCGAACUUCUCAGGAAGAAUUGUUGGCAGAGACGGUACAGGGGCAAAGCAGGACACCUAGAAUAAGUCCCCCUAUUAAAGAAGAGGAAACAAAAGGAGAUAAUAUAGAGAAAAUUCAAGGAACUCAACAGAGGCAGUUGUUAUCCCGACUGCAGAUUGAUCCAGUAAUGGCAGAAACUCUGCAGCUCAGUCAAGAUUACUAUGACAUGGAAUCCAUGGUCCAUGCAGACACAAGAUCAUUUAUUCUGAAGAAGCCAAAGCUGUCUGAGGAAAUAGUAGUGACACCAAACCAAGAGUCGGGGAUGAAGACUGCAGAUACCCUUCGGGUACUUUCAGGACACCUUAUGCAGACACGAGAUCUUGUACAACCAGAUAAACCUGCAAGUCCCAAGUUUAUAGUGACGCUGGAUGGUGUUCCCAGCCCCCCAGGAUACAUGUCAGAUCAAGAGGAGGACAUGUGCUUUGAAGGAAUGAAACCUGUAAACCAAACUGCAGCCUCAAACAAGGGACUCAAAGGUCUCCUCCACCCACAGCAAUUGCAGUUGAUGAGCAGGCAGCUUGAUGACCCAGAUGGUAGCUUUUCAAACGCUGAGAUGAGUGACCUGAGUGGAGCACAAAAACCGGAAAAACUUUUGGAGCGCUGCAAGUACUGGCCUGCCUGUAAAAAUGGGGACGAGUGUGCGUACCAUCAUCCUGUUUCACCUUGCAAAGCUUUCCCCAAUUGUAAAUUUGCUGAAAAAUGUUUGUUUAUUCAUCCAAAUUGUAAAUAUGAUGCAAAAUGUACUAAGCCAGAUUGUCCCUUCACUCAUAUGAGUAGAAGAAUUCCAGUACUGCCUCCAAAACCAGCAGUUACAACACCAGCACCACCUUCUAGUAGUCAGCUCUGCCGUUACUUCCCUGCUUGUAAGAAAAUGGAGUGUCCCUUCUAUCAUCCAAAACACUGUAGAUUUAACACUCAGUGUACCAGGCCUGACUGCACAUUUUAUCAUCCCACCAUCACCGUGCCGCCACGACAUGCCUUGAAAUGGAUUCGGCCUCAAACCAGUGAAUGACACCUAGUCCUACCUGGCAGAAGAUCGUGAAGUUUGAUGCAAGUUUCCAUCCACUGAUGAAAGAGAUUCUCCAGAAUUUGUCAAAUCUUUGAAACUUGGAAUAUAUUGCUUUCAUAAUAUGAAGUUUAUUGCCUAUCUGAAGUGUCUAAUUUUUCAAAUUUGUAAGCUUAUUUAAGUGGUUUUAACAUUGGAUGUUUUUUGGUUUGCUUUGUUUUGACUAUGGAAAGACAGUUUAAGGAAAAGCUAAAUUCUAUUAAAACAUCUGCGGCGUGUUUUGUACACUGCUGUUUCCAGUAUCAGCAUUUACAACGUGGUGAUACCAAUAAGCCAUUGUGGGACUACGGUGUUGCUGUGUGUGCACAGAGAAUAGAGUGAGGGAAGUGUCCUUAUUCCAGAAGUUGAAUGGCUGCUUUCACUUCUUCCAAGGAUUAUAUAAUGUUCAUAAUCCACUAAAAACAGGAGUGGCCAAAAGUGCUGAGGUGGCUUAAAAUAGUUAAUCUUACUUUUUAUUUUUAAGUGAAUUUAAUUUGAAAACUGUGACACAGGCUUCUCAGGUUGUGUGCUGCUUUGGGAAAUAUUCCUUUGCCUUCUGGGUAAGGAUGAGGUGGGUGUGUAGGGUGAAAACAGCAGGAAUGGCAAAAAAAAAAAAUGAACAAGUCCUUAAAAUGCUUUCAUUUACUAUUAACAUACUUUUAAAAUAAAUCUUUGGGAGAACUACAUUAUCACAAAAUUAUACAAAAUUUUUACAAGUCUGUAUACACAUAAGGUAUCAGAACAGAAUUUCAACUCACAAGAUUAUAGCUACCCAUCUACUUCCAUUCUGAAAAACAACAUUCUCAACUCCACAGAAAAUACAGUUUGAAGAUAUUUUUUUAAAUGUAAAAAUUAGAUUUCAAUAGUGUAUUGUAAAUGACAGACUAUAGAAUUACAGAGAUCAGAUGGGUAAAUUGCAAAAUAGGACUAAACUUUUGGGCUACUGAAUUAAAAUACAAAAUUUUGUAUGAUUUUUAAAAUUGUUAAGGCAGAAAAGUGUCAAAUGCUUAGAAUUAACAAACGGAUCACUGAUUUUAAAGACUAUGUAUAGUACUUUUUUAGAAAGUAAAGCUAAAAGUUGGUUAGAAAAAAAGCAAAUUAAUGCAAAAGGGAUAAUAAUGUUCUCAGGACCAAAUUAAGAAAAAAAGUUCAUUGACUUCUUUAGUCACAUACCCAAGAGAUAAUAAAAUCACAUCUGUAAAACUCCAUGUUCAAGAGCUUAAAACCAGCAAGCAGUCUGUUUGGUGGCCACUGCUUUUCCAUUGGGAGAAGACAGAAUUAACCAGUUAUUAAACCAUUUUGUAAGUUGCACGUUGCUGUGCUGAUUCCGAAGUAAAGACUUGAAACAGAGGAAAGACAAAGGAGCACAAAAGCGAUCAUGUAGUUAGGCUUGAAUGAAAUGACAGUUGUUCCACUUCAUUCUAAAAAGUAUAUUCCAUUGACUUUAAGGCAUUUGUUCAUUCCACUGUUAUGUGAGCUGCUUUACAUCUCUGCAGAAAAAAUUUGUUUUAAAUUAUAUAUCCAGAAAUUUAAAUAGACUUUUAGUAUCAUUUAUAAAUGGUAUAUAGUUGCAUUCUUAUAAUUCCACUAUAAAGAACAUAAAUGGGGAAACAGGCUUGAUUGGUUUAGUUUGGCCAUUUUAUAAGGUAAUACUAUGCUAAAAUUGGGUUUUUUUGUGGUGUUUAGUAGACAUUGCCUGGAUUCAUAUUUAAGAGUUUAAUCUUUCAGUUGCUAUGGUUUAUGGGCAAGCUGAGGUUGACUUUAAAACAUUUGUUGGAUAACUUGGUCUAAAAUGAACCACCAUCAAAAAGGAUCACAAAAAAGGAAAGGAAUGAGUGUGGCUAAUGUAAGCAGUAGUGGCACCAGAAUGCAGUGUGCUUCGGCAUGCAUUUAUAUACAGAAACGGGACUAACGUGCCAGGAGAAGUCUCAGGCUACAAAUUCAGGAGCUUAGUCAAAUA
Rhinolophus ferrumequinum (greater horseshoe bat) is the source of this 4314-nucleotide messenger RNA. RefSeq names its product zinc finger CCCH-type containing 14 (gene ZC3H14). Gene Ontology annotation, cellular component: nucleus; cytoplasm. Bases 111 to 2321 code for a protein of 736 amino acids. Gene Ontology annotation, molecular function: poly(A) binding; metal ion binding. NCBI's taxonomy places the organism in Eukaryota, Metazoa, Chordata, Mammalia, Chiroptera, Rhinolophidae. The transcript has 17 exons. The record is from RefSeq and is a predicted model, not a curated record. Gene Ontology annotation, biological process: regulation of mRNA stability.